This is a messenger RNA of Branchiostoma floridae (Florida lancelet), 3032 nucleotides long. RefSeq names its product kelch repeat and BTB domain-containing protein 2-like. The transcript has 2 exons. The record is from RefSeq and is a predicted model, not a curated record. The coding region runs from base 203 to 1786 and encodes 527 amino acids. Gene Ontology annotation, molecular function: protein binding. Lineage: Eukaryota; Metazoa; Chordata; Leptocardii; Amphioxiformes; Branchiostomatidae.
GGCUGCUGCUCAGCAAGAAAGUCAACACAAAGGAGUUCGCCCGCUUCCUUUCAAAGACGUCGACCAUAGGGUCUAUUUCUUUGAUAACAUUGGUGAAUUACAGAAGGCUGGGGUACUGCAGGAUGUCGUCCUUGAGGUCGAGGGCCGCCAGUUUCCCUGCCAUCGGCUUGUUCUGUCCAUUCGCUGCCCCUACUUCAGGGCCAUGUUUACAAGUGACGUGGCGGAAAGUCGUCAGAAGACGGUUGUUUUACAGGAUAUGGAUGCAGAUGUGUUUGAGGAGAUCCUGAGUUACUUCUACUCUGGAACCAUCUAUGUGUCCCUGGACAAAGUGCAGCCCCUGUACCAGGCAGCUGACCUCUUCCAACUGGACUAUGUGAAGACCGCCUGCAAAAAGUACAUGGCCAUGAAUGUAGAUAGCUCCACCUGUGUGGACCUAUACCGAUUUGCUGAUUUUUUCUCUAUGGACAAUAAUGCUGCUUUUUUCUCUAUGGUCGCUGUUCGAAGCCGUAGUCUGAUUUUUAUCUGCAAGUUCUUUGCUGAGGUUUCUCACACUGAGGAGUUCUACAGCCUCAGUGUGAAUCAGCUGACUGAGAUCAUUAGCUACGAUAAGCUGGGUGUUAAAGAGGAGACAAUAGUGUGGGAGGCUGUGGUGAGAUGGGUGCAGCACAGCAGAGAGGACAGACUGCACCACCUACCCAGCAUCCUCCCUCACAUCCGCUUCAACCUGCUGACCUCAGACGACACGGCAGCCAUCUUGGAACACCCCUUGGUCAAGGAGAUUCCUGGGAGUUCUGAGGUCAGCAAUCUUGCAGUCAUACCCAAGACGUCCAAUCCAAAGAGGAGAAUUGGGAUGGAUGCUCAGGAAAUGCUCCUGCUUUUCAGGACAAUUGGAACAGACACAACUCAAAUGCUCUGUUACAACCCUACGUCAAAACUGUACACCACAUACAGUUACGGAAGGCAUUACUUUGAUAUGAGGAGGGAAGUGUACACCCAAUUUAAGGUCUUGACAGCAACAGUUACCAGUAAUAAUGACAUUUACGCCUUGGUCGAAGAGUCACAUGACAAGCUAGCCUUGUUUCAGUACAUCCAUCUGGCAGACAAGUUUGAAAAGAAGUCGUCAUUUCAUAGAGAGAAACCAGAACACUCCCCCCGUCAGCACAUCAGAGCAGGUCGAAGCAAACCAUCAGAUAAAGCUAUUGAAUAUCUUGUUGAAGUUGAUGGCCAUCUCUAUUACAUCGCUGUACAUGUCACAUCGCAAUCGAAGGAAAGAAGAAUUUCUAUGGUGAUGAAAAAGUACCGAUACUCCACGGACCAAUGGCAGGACUGUUCGAAGCCUAGCGCUGACAAGCAGCCUUGUAGUGUGGUUGUGUCCUCUGGUAAGCACCUCUUCCUCAUCACUAACACAGAAAUGCAUCGCUACGACCCAAGUCAGGACAGUUGGUCUAAGGUAACCCCGCCAAGCCCCAAUCUUGAGCCCUGUACAGCCGUUGCCAUGGGAACAGAGAUCUUCUGCACAGACGCAGGCUUAAGAAAGAUUUCGGUGUACAACAUCGAGGAAGAUAGCUGGAGUGAGCUUCCAGGGUGUUCAGGCCUGUACCUUAAGCCCACUCUCUUUGUGUUUGAAGGCCAACUGCAUGUAUGCAUGCAUAAUGAGCAGAUCUAUCUGUAUGACAGGUCUGAAGGAGCUUGGAAAUACUUGCUCACCCUGCCAGAUGGGCCUUGGGGUAUACGCGGUUCUAUGCUACCUGUGGCAUAUAUGUAUGUAUACAACCCUACGAGCUGAUAGGGUUGAUACUAUUAGUAUUACUUGUAUCAGAAAACUUUUUAGCUUUAGGGUGAAAGUUUUAACAAUGAUCAUGAACUACUAUCUAACUUCGAUGCCUCCUAAUACAAAGGUAUCCUAUUACUCAUCAUUACUACUAUGUGCUGAAGUGGCCUUCUAGCAUCAAAUGUGUAUUGGUUUCAUGGUUAGGCAUCAGACAGGAGGUUAAAGAGAUGAGACAUUUUCCAUGGUACCUGGAGUUCUGUAUCCUAAACUCUAUUUCCCUAUUGGUGAAUAGGAUCAAACCCACCAAGGUUGACUUUGACUUUAUUUGGAUCCACAGUUUAUUUCUUGCUUCUCGGAUUCGUCCAUUUUUUUUCAUAAAAAGAAAGUCGUGAGAAAAGUAAUGUAGGUUUUGCUAUCACAAACCUGUAAAUAUUGCCACAUUAUUUCAGUCUAAAGACAUUGCCUUUUAUUCAGAACAUUAGUAAUGAAUCAACAUAAACAAUCCAUUGCAUUCAAGGUGCCAUUAAACUCCUCAAGCUGUUGUUUUUGUGUUUUUUAAGCAGUAUAUCUUCACUCCAAACCUUUGAAAAAAAAAAUAAAAAUUUUUUUCCGACCUGUUGAGCAGGUUUUUUUUCGGAAAAAUCUGAGAAGCAAGAAACAAAUUUGGUGUGGCUUUAACUUGACAUUUCUGAUCUUUGUCACAAAGCAGCGAGGGCAUCCUUUCGAGAGCGUUGAUUUGCCAUUUUCAAUAUUUAUAAUUCAUAACACAGAUAACACUGUACAAUCAAACCUGUCUAUAGCGCCCAUGUGGUCGCUUGCAAAGGUGGCCGCUAAUACAGGUUUGACUGUAACGUUAUACCAUAAACUCCUACUAUUGUUUAUUGUCGGAUAAGGGCGUAACAUAAUUUAUAACACUGUACAUUUAUACCAUAAACUCCUACUGUUGUUUGAUGUCAGAUGGGGGCGCAACAUAAAUUAUAACACUGUACAUGUAUACCAUAAACUUAUACUAUUGUUUAAUGUCGGGAGGGGGGUAUCAUUAUUUAUAACACUGUAUAGUAUGGUCACGUACGGUCUCUGUACUUUAUAUAGCCUUGCCCGUAUUAUGUAAUUUUAUUACCUGCUUGAAAAAAAGCAGGUACUGUUUUUGUCACCGGCAAGUAUCAAACCUACGUCCGGGUUAAGUGUUUUCAGAACGUCGACCGUGUUAACAAGGUGGCCAAUGAGGAAUUGUUUACAUUAAAAUAUGUCCCAGUUAAAG